This is a messenger RNA of Thermothielavioides terrestris NRRL 8126, 1353 nucleotides long. RefSeq lists its product as uncharacterized. Gene Ontology annotation, cellular component: EMC complex. Gene Ontology annotation, molecular function: protein binding. Gene Ontology annotation, biological process: protein folding in endoplasmic reticulum. The transcript is spliced from 3 exons. The record is from RefSeq and is a predicted model, not a curated record. Bases 206 to 1258 code for a protein of 350 amino acids. Lineage: Eukaryota; Fungi; Ascomycota; Sordariomycetes; Sordariales; Chaetomiaceae.
CUACCUGUAGCCUCUUACGCAGUACCCUGCUGGGGUUCUUGGCACAAGCCAGCUCCACAACAGGUCCAAGGUCAGCUCCACCACAGCUCCGUCCGCACGGUGUCGUCCGCUCCACUACCAAUACCAGCACAUACACUAGGUUGAACGAACAGCAGCUCAGCAAGAAACAAGAAAGCAGGGACACUUGAACCAGUUUGCAUCAUCGAUGGCGCCAUCGCUCCUCCGCCCGACAACGCAGCUCUCCCCAGAAGCGGCGUUGACGUUGUCGCAGCAAGCUCCAACAAUCCUGCGCAGCUCGCCCUCGACCGUGUCCUCGUCGGCCCUCAAUGCCUUGUUCGCAAGCUCCGAGAAGCCAGAGCUCUGGCUCCAGUACGAGAAUCUUAUACUGGCGUGUCUGCGGACGGGCGAUGAGCGGUCCGCGCACCAAUGCCUUGAGCGUCUCGUCGCGCGUUUCGGACCGGACAACGAACGGGUGCAGGCGCUCAACGGGUUGGUGAAGGAGGCCGAGGCAAAGAACAACAGCGAAUUGGAGGCUGUGUUGAAGGAGUACGAUCAGAUAUUGAGCGAGAACGAUACCAACAUCCCUAUUGCGAAGAGGCGGAUCGCGCUCCUGCGGUCAAUGGGGCGCCUAUCCGACGCUGCCUCAGCCCUUGUGCAACUUCUCGGCUUCUCCCCUACCGAUGCCGAAGCUUGGUCCGAGCUGUCGGAUGUCUACCUGUCUCAGGGCCUGUAUCCACAGGCCAUUUACGCCAUGGAAGAGGUCCUGGUGUUGGCGCCAAAUGCAUGGAAUGUAUGCCAUCCAACCACAGCGAUAGCGCGGGAUCUAAGCCCUAUGCUAAUGCAACCCGUUCAGAUACAUGCUCGGUUGGGCGAGCUGCAUUACAUGAACGCCACCGCUCCGGGAGCGGGCAGCGGGUCGUAUCAGAAGUCCAUGGCUGAGGCUAUCAAGCGUUUCUCGCGUAGCAUCGAGCUCUGCGACGAUUAUCUUAGAGGAUACUACGGCUUGAAGCUGGUUUCCCAGAGGGUGCUCCGCGAUCCCGGAAAGCCGCCAGUACGAUCGGGUGACAGCGAGUUCGCCCUUCCAGACAGGAGCACCAUUGAGCGGCUGAAUGAGUUAGCGACAGCCAAGCUGUCCGAGAUCGUCCGACGCAGCACUGCACAGGACCGGGGCUGGCGUGGUUACAGCGAAGCUGAGAUUGCGGCAGCUCGGGAAUUGCUCUCUGGCGAUGCGUCUGCCUCGUUGGCCAUCAAGAGAUGAUGGCCUUUGGGCCCAGGAGAAUAUCAUCGGCGCCGCCGCGCAGAGAUCCAGUGGCACGCUCGCGACGCCCGCAGCAGCAUGAGUUGUGGUGGAGA